CGCUUUUACGCGGGUGUGCUACCUGCAGCGGUUCGCCUACCGUGGUGAGCUGCGCUUUUGGCUCGGGCACAAGAGGCGGGACUCCGUGAAGGGCGAUCCUUAAAUACCGGGAGUCGCCGAUCGGAGCGCAGUACUGGGCAGUGCGGCAUAGGGCGACGUGCUCCACAAGCCGACAAGAUGGCAAAAGCUUACCUGCAGGGAGUCGAAAUCUCAGCCUCUCAGUUUCUGGAUAUCUUUCACCAUUACGACAAUGACGGUAAUGGAUAUAUCGAAGGAAAAGAACUGCAGAACUUCAUAAAAGAACUUCAGCAGGCUCGGAAACAGGCGGGACUGGAGCUCACAGACCAGAUGAAGGCCUUUGUGGAGGAGUACGAGAAAAACACGGAGGGAAAGAUAGACAUCGUGGAGCUGGUGCAGAUUCUGCCCUUUGAGGAAAACUUCUUGUUAUUCUUCCGACAACAACUCAGGUCCUGUACGGAGUUCGUACAGGCCUGGAGACGAUAUGACGCGGAUCACAGCGGCUACAUCGAGGCAGAAGAGCUGAAGAACUUCUUGAGGGACCUAAUGAAGAAGGCCAAGAAGCCUUAUGACGAUAAGAAGCUGGAGGAAUAUACGCAGACUACACUGAAAAUAUUUGACUCCAACAAUGACGGGAAGUUGUGCCUGGCGGAAAUGGCGAGACUGCUUCCAGAUGAUGAGAACUUCAUACUAAAGUUCCAGGGGGUCAAAAUGCCAAGAAAGGAGUUCCACAAGAUUUUUGAGUUAUAUGACAAGGACGGAAAUGGAUACAUGGAUGAAAAUGAGCUGGACGCUUUACUCAGAGACUUCUGUGAGAAAAAUAAGAAGGUCCUGGAUACUGCAAAGAUUCCCACGUAUAAGACUGCCAUCAUGGCACUCUCUGAUGCGGGCAAGCUCUACGAGACGGACUUAGCGCUGGUCCUGUGCGCCGAUGAGAACUGAGACCCGCCCACCACCCCGGUGCCCAGCCCCAACUGCCCCCCCCACCCCAACCCCCCCUCACCUCAACUCGUGGUGUGUGCAAGGAUAGCUAGAAGCUCCAAUGAUGUAGGGUGUUUCUUUUCUCUUUCUUUGAUAUCUGUAAAUUUGAAAGGUGUCUAUCAAAGUCUGACCGCUUGUACCUUUCAACCUGUAGUUUCUAUACUGUUUGUAAUGUACAGCUUUUGUAAUGAAGAGAUUGAUACAAUAUAAAAAGGACCUGCACUUUGACAUUAUACACACACACACACACACACACACACACACACACACCCACGUGCACGCACACACAUACACACAGAUAUAUAUUCUGUGACACAGCAUCAUAACUUUGUAUCUCUCCGGCAAAGUACAAAAGUGUAUUCCUGAAUACCAGAUAUCCUACUGUUAAGGACCAUCAGCAUCGUCCAAAUGAUAAUUCUACUCGAUGACGUUGUAGCCAAAGCAAUAAAGUGUCAGCGAAAGGCAAUGAGUGGAGCGUAUGCGUGGGGAGGCGGCAGGGACUGAUACACACACCAAACUGUUUGCGGUAGCUGAACUUCUAGUUUGCAAUGCAUGCCGAGUGUUGAGGACUCGCCUUCCGGAACAAUACUGAGCUAUGAGCACCCCCCCCCCCCCCCCAUAUCUCGUAGAUGACUUCCCCUUUAUGGUAAUUUCUGGCAUAAUCAGACUUUUGCACUGUAUGGAAUGAUGUGCUUCACUAUGCUGAACACCACACUCACUGUGUAACCUGUUAAUCACUUCAGAUACUACCUGAAGUUAUGGUCGUUUGUUGCAAUGUUUCUCCUGAAAACGACUGAGAUUAAAUGUACCGUGUAAACCAC
Molecule: messenger RNA, 1820 nt
Organism: Paramormyrops kingsleyae
Lineage: Eukaryota; Metazoa; Chordata; Actinopteri; Osteoglossiformes; Mormyridae
Gene: calb1
Product: calbindin 1
Biological process (GO): regulation of long-term synaptic potentiation; regulation of presynaptic cytosolic calcium ion concentration
Cellular component (GO): synapse; terminal bouton; cytosol
Molecular function (GO): calcium ion binding
Source: RefSeq, a predicted model, not a curated record